Messenger RNA from Eleginops maclovinus (Patagonian blennie), 1442 nucleotides. Its product is annotated as transcription elongation factor A N-terminal and central domain-containing protein. NCBI's taxonomy places the organism in Eukaryota, Metazoa, Chordata, Actinopteri, Perciformes, Eleginopidae. The record is from RefSeq and is a predicted model, not a curated record. Gene Ontology annotation, biological process: DNA-templated transcription. The transcript is spliced from 3 exons. Gene Ontology annotation, cellular component: nucleus. Bases 316 to 1191 code for a protein of 291 amino acids.
AGCAUUUUUCUUGUUAUUUUAGGAUUUUUGUGCAAAUAAUCUACUUCUCAAGGCUUUGCUCUAAAAUAAGACCCGCUGGAGUACUUUUGUUGUCGCUGCACGAGGAAGUCAAAAGAGAAACAGACCCGAGCUUUAAUGAGUGAAUUCUGUGAGGCUGCAGCACCAUCUAGUGGUUCAGUCGUGCACUUCCUGUUUGAAAGACAACAACAUCCAACAUGGCGGCUCCGGUGUCGACAUUCCCAGCUGGGGAAUUGAUUGUUUGAAGGAACUGAAAACCAUGAAGCAUUUCAGGCAAAACAACUCAAAAAGGCCACCAUGGAUGCCAAAGAAAUAAUCCACUGUGCUGUGCAGAUAGAGAGAUCCCUCACAGACAGGAGCUAUGGGAACAUCCUGACCCUGCUCGGUGACCUCUAUAAGUCGCAGGUCACAACGGAGCAGCUUGAGACGACAGACAUUGUGAAAGUACUGUACAGGCUCCUGAGAAGCUGCUCUGAUGACAGCGUGAAGCAGACAGCUAAAGGCUUGUUGUCUAAGUGGAAGAGACAGUACAGCAAAGAGACACACGGAGUGAAAAGCAGGGAGGCUGGAGAUGGAGGCGUUUCCAAGCAAGAGGAUUCCAACUUUGAGGUAGAACAUGCUGCUUCCUGUAGUUUCUCAUCUGUGAGAUCCAAAUGUGUCCAGCUCCUCCUCUCUGCUCUCUGCCCUGAACCUCCUGAUCAACACAAGGCUGCAGAUCUGGCUACAGAUAUCGAAAAGCACGUCCAUGAGCUCCACACAUCCAGCCAGGUGAAAUACAAAGCAUGUGUGAGGAGCAGGGUGGCCAACCUGAGGAAUCCUAAACACAAGCAUCUGCGUCAGGGCCUCCUGAGCGGCUCGCUGUCCCCUGAGGCGUUCUCCCAGAUGUCUGCAGAGGAGAUGGCGGGCGCGGAGCUCCGGCAGCUGAGGGAGGAGUACUCGUCCAGGGGGGUCAUCGAGAGGCAGCUUCCUCAUGGAGUAGAAGGGACACAGACGCAUAAGAUAAGAUGCAAAAACUGUGGGGGGUCGGACUGUAGGGUGACGCAGGUGUCCAGGGGGGCUCUAUUUCUGCCCGCGUGGGUGAAACAGAGCGGCCCCGAUGACGACUCCAUGACCUUUGUGACCUGCAGCGGCUGUGGGCAGCAGUGGUACCACAGUGGCUGGGUCUGCCUAUAAAUCGACAGCAGGACUGCAGAGAAACAGAGGACAUUAUUUAAGUAUUUUUGGAGGAUAAUGGGUAUUUUUGCAUGUUUGAGCACAUACUUGACAUUUAAAUAAGACAUUUUUAAAGAUGCAUUCUUUAUUUCAUACGUGCAUUCACCAGUAACUCCAUUGUUAAAAGCUCCAACGUGGCUGAUAACCGGGUGACUGCCUAAUGCAGCUGCAGAGUGAAACCACAGCUUUCAAAGAAGUUGCUUCAUCAUCUU